GCUCCUCACGAAUGGGGCGGUUCGUGUGUAUACGUGCUCACGAUAGGCACCGCUAUCAGAUGCGAUUCCCUCCCCCCACAUUCCAGCUUGGUAGUGACUGGAACGGCUGAGAAAGGGACAGUUUUUAAGACACUGUACCAUUAGUACGGAUCCUGGGGGGGAGGGGGUAUAUGCUUAGCAUGUUGGUCAGCUUCGUUCUCGUUCUAAUGAUUUACCACUUGGUUAAUCCCCCCCUUCCACCGCAUAAUGGGAGCGGCCGCUCCUCCCCCAACCCGACCGUUGUGGCGAAUGGUUCGCUCCGCUCGGUUGCCAUGGGCACGGAGAGACGCCACGCGACUGGCAGGAAUUAGUUGGUAUUUAGCACUGGAAAAAUGGCUAACCACGCUGCAUCAAUGACCUCAUUUGGAGAAUUCCUGGGGAUAUUGCCUUUGAAGCAUGCAGAGGAGACUGACACCAGCCAGCAGGGCCUGGAUGAAAAACCUUCAAAGUGCCUCAUUGGCAGCAUGCAGGAAGUGAACAAGAAAAUCGCUCGUUUUGAAUUGAAUUUGAAAAGAUACCAUGGUAUUGGCCUGGUGCUCGAAGAUUUGGAGUCAUCAAAGCCACACUCAAUACAGAAGAGCUUCAGAAGAGAGAAAAAACACUACCAGGCAGCCACGGACAGAGACAAAGACAGGAAGGAGUCUCAAGCCUUUGUACACAAACACAAGCAUUCUGUACCUACAGUGGAUGUUGACUUGCUGCCUCAGACCAAGGCCACCCAUAAGAAGAGUAUGUCAGAAAAGGACAAGCUGGUGGAACUGUAUCAAUACCCAGGGUAUAAUGAGCAUGAACCAACAGCACUGCCUAAUGAGACAAAUCUAGCUGAAGUAGUGGAGAAAGUUGUGUGUGCCCAGAGAAAGCCAGCAAGCGGAAAGAUUCGCUUUCCUCAAAAGAAGCUACGGAUGUUCCUCACAGCUCCACUCUCCCAGGCUGUUUUGCUGGAUAGCUUCUGGUGGUUCUUUCUCCAAUUGUAUCAGCCAAACCAAGAGAUUCAGGCACGGCUGUUUGAUCGCAUUGCAAAGAACUAUGCCUCUCUCCUACUUGACUGUCACAAAUUCCGCCACCAGGAGGCCCUCAUUAAAGCUUUCCCUUCCUUGCUGAGCCAAGCCUUGUACACCUGCUUCUGCUCCAGCUUCCCAGGGUCCUGGUUCAAUACGGAUGAGUUCAAGUCCCAGCUCUGUAAUGUGCUGUCAGAGUGGAUGGCAGGAACAUUGCCUGUCCCAGGGACCUACACAAGCUGGGACUACUCCCAGUUGGAACCAGAAAGGUUCAGAAGAGAAGAUUUGCUGUCAACAAAAAGGAAACAGAGUGUCACUUCCUUCCCCUUUGCUUCUUUCAAGACUUCUGGCAGUCUAGAGAAGACACAUAGGCCUUCCAUUCAGCCAUGGAAGCCCAACCCUUUGAUACAAGUUGUCAACAAGUGCCAGCCUGGUCAAAGAAGCCUACACCUUGAAUCCAGGGAAGCUAUACGUGGAUCUAUGUCCUUGAAAGGUGGCAGGGCCCUGCCAUGUGAUCUGCAGUUUAAAAAGAAUCAUGAAGAAAGUGGUUUGAAGCAGACCCAACAUGUGCUGGAGACAAGACGGCCAAAGAUCACUUCGCUUCAGAAAGAGUCACACCCAGCUUGUCGGGGCCCUGAAUUCACUUGGCAUCUUUUUAACAUCAAUGGGCACAGCGCACUAAUUCAGCACUUCCUCCAGAGCUACAAGGCUGAACCACAGGCUGGACAGGAUAUCCUGAUUCACAGGAGGGAGAUCUACAAGCCUAUACCAGAGUCUUCUCCAACUUAUGCAGAUAUAAUCCAACAGAGUUUUCAUCAUCUCCGCCAACUAGAAAGCACUUUCAAAAACAUGUACCAGCGACACUGCAGGGAAAUGAGGGAUUUUGACAAGCAGCAGCAGAAGGAAAAGCAAGAAUUCCUCAGGAAAGAGAAGCAAUUGCUCUUGGAAAAAGGAAAGAUGAAGACACUGAACCAACUGCUGCCCCCUCACCUAGAUGUACUUUGCAGUUCUGACAAGACUUUGGGUGCAUCAAGAAAUGUCAUCACUCAGGACCAGCCUUAAAUUAAACUGUACCCUAAGCAAAAAAGAAUGUUAUCCUCCUAAAAUUUAUUGAGCAUAAAUGUCUGUUUGCAACUCUGCUGCAUCCUAAUACAGUAUGCUUUGGGCAGUCGACCCUAAACAUCAGAGCUUUUGCCACGGAUUAAAAACAGUCAAACCUGAAAAAAAUGUCGAUUCAGUUCACAGAAGCACUUGGAGAGUGUAAAUGUUUGAGUUAUAACUUCUUUGGUCUAUAAACCUAGACUGGAAAAAAUCUCAUAAAAUGUGUAUUGAGUAAGAACUGAAUGAAAGUGAUACGUGGUGAUGAAAAAAGCCAGCUGCCUCUUUUUAAAAUUUGUUUUUAUUGCAGAGGUUUGAGUUGUCUUGUUUUAUUUGAACUCAUUUAAUCCUAGGCUAUGCAGCUUAGAUUCAUUGCCUCUCCUUGCCAACUACACCUAUGGUUGAAGCAACACUGGCCAGCUGGAGACUUUCCAAGAUGGAAGGAAGUUUGCUAGUUUUCUCUUCUGGUGAAACCUAGUAUGAAUCCAGCCCUGUCUUGGUUAUCCCAUCUGUGAAAUCAAGACAAUAUGUUUAUCCAUUGGACAGGGGUAUUGUGAAGCCUAGUGUGUGGAUAGCAUUCUGGAGCUAUCAGGUGGAAUGUGUUAUGUAUCCUAACUGCACUUCAGGAUGGGUAGCACUCUUUCCAGCUAUGUCCAUUCAUCAAUCUGUCUCUAAAUAGGAAAAAACAGAAGCAAGGACUUCUGAAACUAGGAAGCUAAUGUUAAGUGUUGUCUACAUAGGGUGAAUUGAUGGGAAUAGCUAUUCUGGUGUAACUGAAUGCUAUUCUGGAUUAAAAGGGUACUCCCAAAACUGA
This is a messenger RNA of Alligator mississippiensis (American alligator), 2949 nucleotides long. RefSeq names its product family with sequence similarity 227 member A (gene FAM227A). The transcript is spliced from 16 exons. The record is from RefSeq and is a predicted model, not a curated record. Bases 372 to 2099 code for a protein of 575 amino acids. Lineage: Eukaryota; Metazoa; Chordata; Crocodylia; Alligatoridae.